Zychaea mexicana is the source of this 1374-nucleotide messenger RNA. Its product is annotated as ubiquitin-related domain-containing protein. The coding region runs from base 1 to 1374 and encodes 457 amino acids. Lineage: Eukaryota; Fungi; Mucoromycota; Mucoromycetes; Mucorales; Lichtheimiaceae. The record is from RefSeq and is a predicted model, not a curated record. Gene Ontology annotation, cellular component: cytoplasm; nucleus. The transcript has a single exon. Gene Ontology annotation, biological process: modification-dependent protein catabolic process; protein ubiquitination. Gene Ontology annotation, molecular function: ubiquitin protein ligase binding; protein tag activity.
AUGCAAAUCUUUGUAAAGACCCUCACUGGCAAGACCAUCACCUUGGAGGUCGAGUCCUCUGACACUAUUGACAACGUCAAGACCAAGAUCCAGGACAAAGAAGGCAUCCCCCCAGAACAGCAGCGCCUUAUCUUUGCCGGCAAGCAGCUUGAAGAUGGCCGCACCUUGUCUGAUUACAACAUUCAAAAGGAAUCCACCCUUCAUUUGGUGCUCCGUCUCCGUGGUGGUAUGCAAAUCUUUGUCAAGACCUUGACUGGCAAGACCAUCACCUUGGAAGUCGAGUCAUCCGACUCGAUUGAGAAUGUCAAGACCAAGAUCCAAGACAAGGAAGGCAUUCCCCCAGACCAGCAGCGUCUUAUCUUUGCCGGUAAGCAGUUAGAGGACGGCCGCACCCUUUCUGACUACAACAUCCAAAAGGAGUCCACCCUCCACUUGGUGCUUCGUCUUCGUGGUGGUAUGCAGAUCUUUGUCAAAACCCUCACUGGCAAGACCAUUACUUUGGAGGUCGAGUCGUCCGACACCAUCGAUAACGUCAAGACCAAGAUUCAGGAUAAGGAAGGCAUCCCUCCGGACCAGCAGCGUCUUAUCUUUGCCGGUAAGCAGUUGGAGGACGGCCGCACCCUUUCUGACUACAACAUUCAAAAGGAGUCUACCCUCCACUUGGUGCUUCGUCUUCGUGGUGGUAUGCAGAUCUUUGUCAAAACCCUCACUGGCAAGACCAUCACUUUGGAGGUCGAGUCGUCCGACACCAUCGACAACGUCAAGACCAAGAUUCAAGACAAGGAAGGUAUUCCCCCAGACCAGCAGCGCUUGAUUUUCGCCGGCAAGCAGCUUGAAGAUGGCCGCACCCUCUCCGAUUACAAUAUCCAAAAGGAAUCUACCUUGCACUUGGUGCUUCGUCUUCGUGGUGGUAUGCAGAUCUUUGUCAAGACCCUCACUGGCAAGACCAUCACCUUGGAGGUCGAGUCGUCCGACACCAUCGACAACGUCAAGACCAAGAUUCAGGAUAAGGAAGGCAUCCCUCCGGACCAGCAGCGUCUUAUCUUUGCCGGUAAGCAGUUAGAGGACGGCCGCACCCUUUCCGAUUACAACAUCCAAAAGGAGUCUACCUUACACUUGGUGCUUCGUCUUCGUGGUGGUAUGCAGAUCUUUGUCAAGACCUUGACUGGCAAGACCAUCACUUUGGAGGUUGAGUCGUCCGACACCAUCGACAACGUCAAGACCAAAAUCCAGGAUAAGGAAGGUAUCCCCCCGGACCAGCAGCGCUUGAUCUUUGCUGGUAAGCAGCUGGAGGACGGUCGCACCCUUUCCGACUACAAUAUCCAGAAGGAAUCCACCCUCCACUUGGUGCUUCGUCUUCGUGGUGGUUUCUAA